Messenger RNA from Planococcus citri (citrus mealybug), 791 nucleotides. RefSeq lists its product as uncharacterized. The record is from RefSeq and is a predicted model, not a curated record. The transcript has 5 exons. NCBI's taxonomy places the organism in Eukaryota, Metazoa, Arthropoda, Insecta, Hemiptera, Pseudococcidae. Bases 138 to 710 code for a protein of 190 amino acids.
CUAAAAUUAGGUAGGUACAUGUAUAAGAAUAAAAAAGAAAUCAAGUUGAAAUGAAAUUCGCGUAAUCGAAGUGUUGGUUCUGUGUUCCGUGUUGUGGUUAGGAUACGUAUAGAUACCUACAAGACGUGUACCUAACAAUGUGCAUAAGUUGGCUGCUGUUUUUAAUCAUUUUCAUGAUGAUUAACCUGAUUAACCAGGUUAACAAAAAAAAAUUAUUAUGGGGUGGGUUUUCAUAUGAAACAGCCACCAUAAUAUUGCUAUGUUUUCCUGUGAUAACUUUUUUUCAAUCCGUUUUGACAAGAUGGGUCGAAUCAGAGAAUUUUUUCGAAGAGCUUCAAUUCAAAGACUUAACAAUGUUUAUUAUUGUAUGUGCUUGCAUUAGCGGAAUUAUUGGAAUUGAAUUGAGAAAGUUCUCUCUUGUGCGGCCUGCCUAUCUCGCUAUUUGGAUCAUGAUUGUCGCUUGCUUUGCUUAUUGCAUUCAAGCUAUCGUAUCUCGUUUUGAUUUCAAAAAAGGUGAAUUCAGUAGCCGUUUUGUCAGCAUACAAUUCCAGUAUGCUGUGAUUGUUGAAUUCGUAUCAAUUUACGCUUUUCUAAUAAUGUCGACUGUUAUCGUGGACCUGGUUCGGGAACAUCUGCCAUCCAUAUCGACACAAACAUCUACGAGUAAAUCGAUUAAGCCAUCGUCUGAAGUGCCGAUAGUUAAUGUUUGAGAAACAAUCUCGACAUUAUUUGGAUUUUCAAUGCUUUAAAUUAAGAAUCUCUGCUUAUAAAUGACUGUUUUAAAUGUUUAA